Clonostachys rhizophaga is the source of this 1083-nucleotide messenger RNA. The record is from the annotation of a GenBank genome assembly. Lineage: Eukaryota; Fungi; Ascomycota; Sordariomycetes; Hypocreales; Bionectriaceae.
AUGUCUCACGUUCUCGAUGAUCCAGACAUGCAAAAGAAAAUUGAAGAGUUCAGACGUGUUUCGAGUAUGAAAAAAGAUUUCAACAUCAUUCAGAGCCAAGUAGACACAUACUUACUGCCUGGCUUUGUUAUUCAACCCCGAAAGCAAACAUCCAUACUCCGCGAACAACAGAGGCUUCUCGGGUGUGCAGGUGUGGUCGAGGCCGGUGCAGACAACCCAGCUGAUGCCCCUCCACGUUCGGUGAUAGACUGCCCGAUCCAAACUCCGCUGUCGUAUAGUGACAUCUGCAAAUUUCCAAAACAGAUUCGGGUUGGUGAUCAGAUGGUGAACUUCUAUGACUAUGUCACCAGCUCAGAGUUCGAUCGAUUAUUGCUUAUUGGUGUCACAAAAGCCAUGCGCUUCGCUCAGUCUCCCUUCAAAGGCGGCUUUAUAUGUGACGAUACUGGGACGGGCAAGUCAUUGACUGCACUGUUGACUGCACUUAAGCUGCAAGAGCAACAACGUCCAAGAUGUGGCUUUAUUCUGGUUGUGUGCCCCCCCGGCUGCGAGACGCAAUGGGCAACUGAGAUUAAGAAACAUUUCAAACCGGAAAACCGACCUUCUUACAUCAUAUUACGACAUGCAACAUACCCAGUUCAAAAACUUCUCGAAUAUGAUGUCGUCAUCUGCACCGCUCAGUUCGUACAGGCAUGCUAUUAUGACGUUCUGCCAUAUCUGCAUCGCCAGUUACGUUACCAUUUCGCGCUUCUGCUUUCGGCCACGCCAAUGUGUGAUAACUGGACCGAUGUGCCAAAGCAGAUGGGACUUCUCCCUGGUGGCGGUCCAUUUCUCAACGAACAACACAUGAAUCUAGUUCUCGGCACAGGCACUCCGGGUGAGGCUAAUUUUCAAAAGAAGAUUUUCGAAAGAUUUUCCCCUGCUUUAACCGUUGGUCGCCCAAAGAAGGUUCACGAGAGACGACUGAAAAGGGCGAUAGCCCGCCUGGACCAGACCAAAGAUACUGCGUGCAGCAUAAACAAUGCCGGUAAUGCUGACUUGUUUUAUGACGCCGAUGAUGAAUGGGAAGAAGAAACAUACGACUAG